CGACGGACCAGUGCUCUUCAUUUUGUGCAGCAUUCACGCAGGGUUUCCAGAGACCAGGCCCGAAGGAAGACGGCUCCCGUUGACGACGACAGGGACAACGCCCGGAGCCGUCCUCGCGAUUCUCUUGGCAUGGCUACCGUAUAAGAGCGCACGCUGUCCUGCCCCAUGCCUUUCCCACUUUCCACCGAAGUUCUCCAACUUGCUUUGGUCGUUGAACGGCCGUUUCUUUGGCUCUCCGACCAGGUGUCACCACUUUCCUUCUUUUCUUCCUCGUCAGCGCAGUUCAGCCGUUCCCGCCCCUUUUCGACCUAAACAUACAGACCUAAUUCGUAGGACCAAGAACAAAUCACAUAUCCCAAGAUGUACUCGAAAUCCCUGACAGCAUUUGUCGCGCUCUCCCUCCUCAGCUUGUCCGAGCCAGUUCUCGGGCGAUACCGGUGGAUGGAGAGAGAUGACAGAGCUGUUCUUUUACACCCUCGUCGUUUCGGUCAAGAGCACCCCGCCGUGAUUGACAAGCUCUCCUCUGCCUGUCCUGGUCAGGUUUGUGGCACGCUCGCAGGCCAAGCCAUUACCCCGCUCCUGGCUGCUCAGGGCGAAUGCACUCAGCAGGACAUGGCCGACUCGAUUAUCGAUGCCGCCCAGCAGUUCGAUGACGCGACGAAGCAAAAUAUGAUCCAGCUCGCGAUCGAGUAUCGUCAGGCGGAGAAGAACACCCCUCCCGACUUUACAACGAACCCACCCACGAACCGCAACUCUGUCUUCUGCCAGAAAGCGCCGAAGAACGCUGAGUUGAACGGUUUGGUGCAGGCGCAGGACCCCGCUAACGACCCAGACGCGUUCUUCGACCCUGCUACCAAAGCGACAGUGAAGAAGGGCUCGCAAGCCAACACUUUCCCCUUCGGUCAGAGCGGUGCCACUGGUAACUCUUCCUCCAGCGUGUCCGCAUCCGCUUCGUCCUCUGCUACGGCCAGCUCCGCUGGCGCUGGUAACAAUGCCGCUGCAGCCACCACCACUUCCGAUGCUUCUGCCACCGCUUCCGCGUCCGAUGCUGCGACCACUGGUACCGACUGCGUUGUCACUGUGACCGCUACUGUUACUGCUACUGCUACCGGCGAGACAUCCUCCGCUGCUGCCACUGAUUCUGCAUCAUCUUCAGCCUCUGCUACUGCCGCGGCCAGUGGUUCCGCGGCGUCCUCAACUGCCUCCGCUGGUGCUAUCGGUGACUUUGGCAAGUGCACAGUUCCCCAGAUCGAAUUCGGCGUAGGCUUCGACAACCGAAAGGAGACGUCGUUCCAGCCCGUCGACAAGACGAGCUACAACCAUGGCAGCGCGCAGGGCAUCCAGAUCAUUACUGACUUCAUCUGUGAUACGCUGACGAACAGCUGUGGCGCGGACCAGACAGCGAAGGAUACGUGUCGCCAAGCGGAGACAGCUGCUUUGGCUGCGCCCGCGAAGACUGGUGCUCAGGCCGAUGCUUUCAACGCUGUGUUCGGUAUCACCACCCAGUUCGCGAACGUUGCUGAGGUGGAUGACAAGGGUCAGGUUGUCGCUGGCACUGGUAACGGCGCUGCCGCGUCCGCAUCUGCUUCCUCCGAGGUUGCUUCCGCCACUGCAUCGGUCUCCGCUUCAGCAUCUUCCGCUGCAGCGACCAGCUCAGCCGCUGACGCUACCGCCACCGCGACUUCAUCGAGCUCUGCUGCUGCCGCGUCCUCCACCUCCGGCUCCUCGUCUGGUAUUGGUAACUUCGGUAGCUGCUCGGUUCCCCAGAUCGAGUUCGGCGCCGGGUUCGACAACCGCAAGGAGACGAGCUUCCAGCCUACCGACAAAGCAUCGUACGCUCACGAUUCAGCGCAGAACGGCGAUAUCAUCACCCAGUUCAUGUGUGACAACUUGGUGAACAAGUGCGGCGCGGACGACACGGCGAAGGCGACGUGUGCCAAGGCCAAGACCGCCUUCGACUCGAAGACGGCGAAGACAGGCGCCCAGGCUGAUGCGUUCAACGCUGUGUUUGGGAUCACUACCAACUUUGCGAAUGUGCAGCCUUUGGAUAACCAGGGCAAGGCUGUCAACCUCUAAGUCUUGAGCAGUUGGCUUUUUGCGUAGUUAUUAUCUUUGAUUUCCAAAGGCAUCGUGAUUUGUUUUUAGGACUGUGUCCUAUCCUAUGAUACCCUGUGUUGUAUGUUUAGCUUUGAAGAGGGGCCCCCGUGACCCGGGCAAUGGACCCGCACGAUGGUUCCGAAAAUGUGUAACCUUACUGCAAGUUGUACUGACGAAACUUGAGAUUUUUCGUCGUCGCUCAUUUCAACAGAUUUCAGCUCAUGAUAGCAGC
Messenger RNA from Gloeophyllum trabeum ATCC 11539, 2329 nucleotides. RefSeq lists its product as uncharacterized. NCBI's taxonomy places the organism in Eukaryota, Fungi, Basidiomycota, Agaricomycetes, Gloeophyllales, Gloeophyllaceae. The transcript is spliced from 5 exons. The record is from RefSeq and is a predicted model, not a curated record. Bases 361 to 2076 code for a protein of 571 amino acids.